Cuculus canorus (common cuckoo) is the source of this 1504-nucleotide messenger RNA. It is a transcript of the gene POU3F1, whose product is annotated as POU class 3 homeobox 1. The transcript has a single exon. Gene Ontology annotation, biological process: regulation of transcription by RNA polymerase II; brain development. Lineage: Eukaryota; Metazoa; Chordata; Aves; Cuculiformes; Cuculidae. The coding region runs from base 30 to 1145 and encodes 371 amino acids. Gene Ontology annotation, molecular function: DNA-binding transcription factor activity, RNA polymerase II-specific; RNA polymerase II cis-regulatory region sequence-specific DNA binding. The record is from RefSeq and is a predicted model, not a curated record. Gene Ontology annotation, cellular component: nucleus.
AGCGCGGGGGCUGCGCGGCGCACACGGCCAUGGCCGCCACGGCGCAGUACCUGCCGCGCAGCGCCGCGCUGAUGCACCCCGACGGGGACCGGCUGCACCAGGGCACCACGUACCGAGAGGUGCAGAAAAUGAUGCACCACGAGUACCUGCAGGGGUUGGCCCCCGCCGCCGGGCACGCCGUCGGGUUAGCGCAUCACCAGUGGCUGCCCAGCGCCGGCACGGAUUGGGGCAGCGGCGGGGGCGGCGGCGGAGCGCACCUCCCGCCGGCUGAACACGCCAAAGGAGCCCCGCCGGGACCCCGCGAGGAGCUGGCGGCCGCCUUCCAUCACCGCCCGCACCUCGUGCACCAAGCGGCGGCGGGCGGCGGAGCGGCGGGCGGCUGGGCGCAAGGAGGCGGCCCCCACCUACCCCCUAUGUCCCCCCCGUCGGGGCAACCGCUCCUCUACGCUCAGCCUUACGCGGGGCUCAACGGGAUGCUGGGGCCGCCGGCUCCGGCGCUGCACCACGGGCUGCGAGACCCGCUGGGAGCCGAGGAAGCCGGAGCGCACGAGUUAGCGGCGUCCCCGCCGCCGCUCGGUCCCCCGGAGCCGUCGGAUGAGGAUGCUCCCAGCUCCGACGACCUGGAGCAGUUCGCCAAGCAGUUCAAGCAGCGGCGGAUCAAGCUGGGCUUCACGCAGGCGGACGUGGGGCUGGCGCUGGGCACCCUCUACGGGAACGUCUUCUCGCAGACCACCAUCUGCCGGUUCGAGGCGCUGCAGCUGAGCUUCAAGAACAUGUGCAAGCUGAAGCCUCUGCUCAACAAGUGGCUGGAGGAGACGGACUCCAGCACGGGCAGCCCCACCAACCUGGACAAGAUCGCGGCGCAGGGUCGGAAGCGUAAGAAGCGCACCUCCAUCGAGGUGGGCGUCAAAGGCGCCCUGGAGAACCACUUUCUCAAGUGCCCCAAGCCCUCGGCCCACGAGAUCACCUCCCUGGCGGACUCCCUGCAGCUGGAGAAGGAGGUGGUGCGGGUCUGGUUCUGCAACCGACGGCAGAAAGAGAAGCGCAUGACGCCGGCCGGGGUCCCUCACCCGCCCAUGGAGGACGUUUACGGACAGGCGGACACAUCCCCGCUGCACCACGGGCUCCCCGCCGCCGUGCAGUGACUGCGCGGCCCCGACGGCGGCCCCGGUAACGGCGGGCGCGGAAUCACCGCGCUUUAAUUUAUUCCUCAAGACUUUUGGGUUUCUUCCCCCCAACAAAACCCUCCCCAACGCUCCGCGCUCGCCGGAGCCGCCCGCGGCCGCAGCAGCACUAGUGCCAAAGGUUUGCCAAGCUCUAAUUUAUUCCCUUCCUCGCGUGGAUGACGGGGCGGCGGCUUCCACGGCCCGGUCCGGUCCGGGCCCACCCGGAGGACGCUCCGGUGUCCCCCCCUCCACCCCCCCGGCCCGUCUCUAUUUAUUUUCUAACCGUGCGCGGAGCUCUGUCCCUCCCGUUGGUGGGUUCGGUCCGGUCCCAUCCUUCC